This is a messenger RNA of Ectocarpus sp. CCAP 1310/34, 801 nucleotides long. The record is from the annotation of a GenBank genome assembly. Lineage: Eukaryota; Phaeophyceae; Ectocarpales; Ectocarpaceae.
AAGAUCCGCGAGACCAAGGCAUGUGCACCCUCGACAUCACGUUCGAGCAGAACGUCCAGCCAUCUGGCACGAAAUCCCUCGUGCCCCACCAGAAGCAGUCACAGACCCACACGGCGAACGCCGUCUGCUUUACGCUAGUGAGCGCGGACACCUGGCACAGGAGGCUUGGACAUCUCAAUGCUCGGAGCCUGGACAUCCUUCGGAAGGACACGGGUACCGGGGUGGACUAUCGCGACAGUCUCUCCCCUUGCGGGGUCUGCCAGAUCGCGAAACACAAGCAGUCCCCCCACCCGAAGCAAUCGACUCGCGAACUAUCACGGCCUGGACAGCUUGUGGUCAUCGACAACAUGGGGCCUGUUAAUCCACCUGCCAAAUAUAAAGGAGGCUCCUUCCCGUACGCGUGCAAGAUCACCGACGACUACACGAAGAUGAAAGAAGUGUACCUGCUUCGCAAGAAAUCUGACACGACCGAGGCGGUGCACACGUACAACAUGUGCGUCGCAGCGGCAGGAGGCUACCGGAUCGAGACCAUCCGCUGCGACAAGGGAGGCGAGAACACCGGAUCCGAAUUUCGGGACUACUGCAAGAAUUCAGCUAUCAAGCUCGAAUACGCCGCCACCAACACCCCUCAACAAAUUGGUGUAUCGGAAGGGGACGGACAAACCCUGGCCGGAGUCACCCGGUGUCUUCUGAAGGAUGGAGAUUUUCCGCCGUCCAUGUAGGGGGAGUUAAAGCUGACUGCAGCAUACCUGUUGAAAAGGUCCCCACACUCAGCACUGGGAGGAGCUACGCCAUACUCGA